UUCACGACAAGUUGUUGGAAAUCUUACUCAUUACAAAAGUACAAACGGAUUCUACGGUUCAUUUUCAUUCCCAUUUUUCUCCUUUGCUAAAUUUAUAUUCCUUCUUCCACAACCAACAUUUCUUCCUUCUUCUCACCCUGACAUUCUCCGGAUUUUUUUCACUGCUUCAUACAUUUCUCAGAUAAGUUUUUUCUUCCCACAUUUCUCACAAUCCCCUUCUUUCUUUCUCUUCUCGGUUUUCUCUCUUUUGUCUUCCAUAAUUCGGCCUACCUCGUUCUGCAUUUCAUUACAGGGGAGUUUUUCUUUUUUCGUACUUUUUAGGGACCUUUUAUUUGCAAAUUUUUUAUUUAUAACAAUUGUUUGAUUCCCCUUCCUCUUGGACUAGUCAACUUUCCUUGGUUUGGAUUCGUUUAAUUUUAACUUGUGUAGUUGUAGAAAUUAGGUAUUUUCCCUCGUUCUUGGUUCUUUAUAUUGAUUGAUUUUUGAUGGGAAAGCAAUCUGGGAAGAAGAAGAAGCAGAUUGGUGAUAAAUUUCGUGAGGCGAUUGCCAAACAUCGCCAAAAUGGAGAUGGAAGCUGUCCAACUUAUGACAAGGACCAUGUAAUUUUUAUUACCAUGUCCCAGGUUUUAAAGGAUGAGGGCAAUAAGUUGUUCCAGUCUAGAGAUCUUGAAGGAGCAAUGUUGAAGUAUGAUAAGGCCCUCAAAUUGCUUCCAAGGAAUCAUAUAGAUGUUUCGUAUCUUCGGAGUAACAUGGCAGCGUGCUAUAUGCAGAUGGGGCUUAGUGAGUAUCCACGAGCGAUCCACGAGUGCAAUUUGGCUCUUGAAGUUACGCCCAAGUAUAGUAAGGCAUUGUUGAAGCGGGCCAGAUGUUAUGAGGGUUUGCAUAGGUUGGACUUGGCUUUAAGAGAUGUUAAGGCAGUUUUAAACAUGGAGCCGAAUAAUAUCAUGGCUUUAGAAAUAUCGGAGAGAUUAACAAAGGAAAUUGAGAUGAAAGGAUCAAAUGAAGAUGAUGUUGAGAUUAAGCUACCUCUUGAUUUUGGUGAAUUGCCUUCUUCAGUGUCGCCGCAAAAAAAGCCAAAAGAAAAGAACCGAAAGAAGAAAAACAACCAGAAGACUAAGGAAAUCAUUGAUGAGAAGAAGGUUGAUGAAACAGUGGAGGAGAAGAAAGUCGAUGAGAUGGUGGAGGAGAAGAAGGCUGAGGAUAAACUAGUCGUGGAGGAGAAAAUCUCGACACAGGAGGAAACACCUACGAACACUGUGAAGUUGGUGUUUGGAGAAGAUAUUCGAUGGGCUCAAUUGCCAGUUGAUUGCACUCUAUUGCAACUGAGGGAGGUUAUACGUGAUCGUUUCCCUACCUGCACAGCGGUCCUUAUCAAGUACAGGGAUGAAGAAGGUGAUUUGGUAACAAUUACUACCAAUGAAGAAUUACGAUUGGCUGAAACAUCUAAGGAGUCACAGGGUUCUGUUAGAUUUUAUAUAUUUGAAGUUAAUCCAGAGCAAGAUCCAUUCUACCAAAGGUUUAAGAAUGACGAGGUAGCUAAAUGUGAAGUUGAAGAAAAUAGCAUCUUUGAGAAUGGUCAUGCAUUAAAAUCGAAAGAAAUAAAGAUGUCAUCCUGCAUUGAUGACUGGAUAAUUCAAUUUGCUCAGUUAUUUAUAAACCAUGUUGGAUUUGAAUCUGGUCCAUACUUGGAUCUCCAUGAUCUUGGGAUGAAACUUUAUUCUGAGGCUGUGGAAGAGACAGUCACAAGUGAAGAAGCUCAGAGUCUUUUCGAAUUAGCAGCAGAAAAGUUUCAUGAGAUGGCAGCCUUAGCAUUGUUCAACUGGGGAAAUGUUAUCAUGGCAAAGGCGAGGAAGAAGGUCUACUUUGCAGAUGGUGGUUCGAAAGUGCGUGUGCUUGAACAGAUCAAAGCUGCAUUCGAAUGGGUCGAAAAUGAAUAUGCUGAAGCAGAAAGGAAAUAUCAAAUGGCAGUGGAAAUCAAACCAGACUUUUAUGAAGGCUAUCUAGCCCUAGGACAACAACAAUUUGAGCAGGCAAAACUUUCUUGGCAUUAUGCAGUUAGCAGCGAUGUUGAUCCGAAAACGUGGCCUUGCACUGAAGUUAUGGAACUUUACAAUAGUGCCGAGGAAAACAUGGAAACAGGCAUGAAGAUGUGGGAAGAAUGGGAAGAGCAGCGUACCAGCGAACUCUCUAAAUCAAACAAUAUUAAAACCCAGUUGCAAAAGAUGGGGUUAGAUGGGCUGAUCAAGGACAUAUCAGUUGACGAGGCUGCAGAACAGGCCAAAAAUAUGAGGUCUCAUAUAAACCUCUUAUGGGGAACCAUGCUUUACGAGCGAUCGAUACUGGAAUUUAAAAUGGGGCUGCCAGCGUGGCAUGAAUGUCUGGAAGUUGCAGUUGAGAAAUUUGAGCUUGCUGGAGCUUCUGCAACGGAUAUCGCAGUUAUGAUAAAGAAUCACUGUUCCAGCAACAACUCACAUGAAGGUCUUGGGUUCAAAAUUGAUGAAAUAGUACAAGCAUGGAAUGAGAUGUAUGAAGCUAGAAAGUUACUAACUGGAGUUCCAUCAUUCCGAUUAGAGCCACUAUUUCGACGAAGGGUCUCGAAAAUCUACCACGUGUUGGAAUAAGCUUGCUUGCAACCAAAUUUCAGGUUUUUCUUACAGACUAGAAGGAAUCGUAUACUAUUAAAGCAGGUUUCUUUUCUUCUUUCAUGGUACAGAUGUAGCAUGGUACCCAAGAAAUAUUAGAAGAUUGUUGUCCAUUUCUGGUCUGUUCUUAUGAAUUAUUUCUCAAUACACAGGGUUCUUCUAUCCAUUCAAAAUGUUGGGGACAUAUGGAAAUUGCAGGGGCUUCCAUUUUAGUUAGUUUCUGCUUUCACUUUCAUCCUCUUGUCUCCUUCAAGUAGUAUUUUUUUUUCAUGUUUAAGCUUAUAGUUAUCAUAAUUUUAGAUUGUCAAAGUCUUCUAGUGCACAAAUUCUUUCAUUAAUUCUUAUCUUGGUUUGCUAUUUUUAGUGUAAAUGACAUUUAUUUUGUAAUAUUAGUGGAGGUAUUUUUAUAUUCAUUUAAUUUAUUUUAAUUAAA
Messenger RNA from Cucumis sativus (cucumber), 3075 nucleotides. RefSeq names its product protein PHOX1. Gene Ontology annotation, molecular function: protein binding. Bases 486 to 2621 code for a protein of 711 amino acids. The transcript has 3 exons. Lineage: Eukaryota; Viridiplantae; Streptophyta; Magnoliopsida; Cucurbitales; Cucurbitaceae. The record is from RefSeq and is a predicted model, not a curated record.